This is a messenger RNA of Pseudopodoces humilis (Tibetan ground-tit), 6938 nucleotides long. It is a transcript of the gene RAB22A, whose product is annotated as RAB22A, member RAS oncogene family. Gene Ontology annotation, molecular function: GTP binding; GTPase activity. The record is from RefSeq and is a predicted model, not a curated record. NCBI's taxonomy places the organism in Eukaryota, Metazoa, Chordata, Aves, Passeriformes, Paridae.
GUGCGGCCUCUCUGCACCCAAGGGGGAUAGCAGCGAGCGGGGGGCACGGGCGGGGACUCCGGCGGCCGCCCAAGAUGGCGGCGCGUCCGCGCAGCCUGAGGAGGAGCGCGGUGUGCGGGUAACCGGGACGGGCGGGGGGCGGCCGCCGCGGGGACGGCGAUGAUUGUGCUGGGCCGCGUCUCAGGCGCUUGCUGAAGGCGCUGCCCGCCCGGCCAUGGCUCUAAGGGAGCUGAAAGUUUGUCUUCUGGGGGACACUGGUGUGGGCAAAUCAAGUAUUGUGUGGAGAUUUGUCGAAGAUAGCUUUGAUCCCAACAUCAACCCAACAAUAGGAGCCUCAUUUAUGACCAAGACUGUACAGUAUCAAAAUGAGCUGCAUAAAUUCCUGAUCUGGGAUACAGCUGGACAGGAGCGGUUUCGUGCUUUAGCUCCGAUGUAUUACCGAGGGUCAGCAGCAGCCAUUAUAGUGUAUGACAUCACAAAAGAGGAAACUUUCUCAACAUUAAAGAACUGGGUUAAAGAGCUUCGCCAGCAUGGACCUCCCAACAUUGUUGUAGCUAUUGCAGGAAAUAAGUGUGAUCUUAAUGAUGUCAGAGAAGUCAUGGAAAAAGAUGCUAAAGACUAUGCAGAUUCCAUUCAUGCAAUAUUUGUAGAGACAAGUGCGAAAAAUGCAAUAAACAUUAAUGAACUCUUUAUAGAAAUUAGUCGCAGAAUUCCAUCCACUGACACCAACCCCGCAUCCAGUGGGAAGGGCUUCAAACUUCGACGACAGCCAUCGGUGACAAAGCGCAGCUGCUGUUGACUGACCCCUUAGAAAAUCAAACUUGUUUAUACAGUAGGUGGUCUUGGAAGUUAAUAGUUCACAUUGGGUUUAUAUUAUCAGUCUUAGAUCUUUAUUUGCUGGUGUUCAUACACCCAAAGUCCCCCAAAAAGGGACUGGCUCUUGUGGCACCCGUACGUGCGCAGAAAAGACUGCAGUCGUCAGGGCAGCCUGCUGGCUUCCACAGCGUGCGGUGUCUCGUGCAUUCAAAGGGAAUCCAUCAUCACUUUUUUGGCCUUGCUUGAUUGGAAGGUGACUAUGUGGAUGGUAGAACUGAAAUGUUUUCAUAGUUUUGUAAUCAAGGUUUUGGGAGGUUUUUUUGUAAAAAGGGAAAUGAGCACUUUUGUGGGAGAUUGGGUUAGGAGGAGUCUGGAAGUUAGAUGUCAUUUCUUCCUUUUCUUCAGUGAGCCUUAUUUUAAAUUUUGGUGUAGCUAAUCCAAAGUAUGAUGGGACAGUUGAUGUGAGAUGGCUACAGAAUGAGCAACUGAAGACAAAUAGUAGGCAAAUCAGUCCAUCCAGUCCCCAAAUCCCAUUUGCACUUUUUAUUUAAGGAUGAUCUGCACUGGGGGUGGGGACACAAGCAACCGAUCUUAUACCACAGACAAUCUUCUUUUUCAUGCUGACUGUAAUCACUUUAAGGCAAACUGGUAUGCUUAUAGGCAUCUUUUUGUUGUUAAAAGUUUUUUUUAAUAUUAAGAUGUUGGUUGAAGAAAAUUACUUGUAGAUCUGACUGAAUUAAGUGGUUACUGGCUGAAAAGAGAUGCUGUAAACAGAUGCUGCCAGUGGUUCUGAUAAGACCUACAAGCUUUUGGGGAAAGCUUUUAAUUGCUUGGCAUGUGUAAAGUGUUCAUAUUAUAUUUAUAAGACCAGUGUUUAAAGUGUUAUAAAUUAUGUAAAAACAGUAAAAAAUAAUACAAUCUUCUACACUCCUUUCAUUCCAUACCUAAGGAUAAACUCUUGGGGAAUCUCCAUCAGGGUUUUUUUUCCUGCAUUUUAGGUAUUGUCACUGUGAGUUCAUCCAGAGGCAGAUGAAAUUCUUUCCCUUUCAAUGAUGUUUGAAAGGGACAAUAGAAAAUCUUGUAGGGGCAGCAUGAGGCCUGUCUGUUGAACAGCCUUUCCUUUGGGGUGCACCCAGUCUUUCCCAUUUUGGGCACAAAAUACACAUAGGAAGUAACCUUAAGACGUGGUAAUGUAGAUCAUUACCUCUUGGUUCCUGGGGUUUUUCAUCUGUGGGGGUUUUUCAUCUGUGAGGAUUUUUAGCAAAUCAGUGUUUAGCUUAUUCUGUAUGGGUUCUAGUAGGCUUUCAAUUAAACUAUAGGUUGACCAUACCUGUUUGUGCUAUUUUAUUUAUUUUUACUUUUUGUUUCUUACCAGCACUAGUGAGAAACUUUUAUACUUUUGAAGAAAAAGAGCUUAAUAGACUUGAGUAUAUACUAAAAUAUGCUGGUUAGCUUUAGUAUCAAACUGAGAUCAUGACAAUGGUUAUUCUUUUUUUUGUUUUAAUCUGGUUUUCUAUCAUCUCAAGUAUUUUCUCUGAAGGAAAUGUAGGAAAAUUUGUAAGAAAUUAAAGGACUUGUACUUCAGAUUCAUUUGUGUUACUGAAAAUUCUUGGAGAGCUGGAGCAAAACAGGCAAACUGGUACAGUGAGGUUUUUGGAUGAGUCAGUGAGUUUAGUGAUAUUUGGUGACUACAUUUUUGUCAUGCCUUUUGCUUAUCCUGCCUGCAUUGCCAAUUCUGCCUCCUUUGCCAUAGUCCUACAGGCUCCAUGCUUCUAGAGAGCCCAAGAAAUCCAACUUCAUGGGUUUACACCCUACUGCUUCCGCAGCUCUGAUCUUGAAUUACUGCAGGUAAUGAACACACAGAAACAGCCAGUGUUUCACAUUGUCCAAACUGCCAACCCUGGAGUGAGGCUGCUUUUUAACACUUGCCUAUUUAAAAAGACAGACAGUUGAUGUAAGUUCUUCUGAGUCCAGAUAAGUGUUUAUUGAUCACUGGCCCUGCUGAAAGCUGGAAUGCAAUCUUCCCUGCAUGAGAUGCACAUGCUCAUUGUUUCAUUUUUGUUGGAGAAAAAUGGUUUCUUUCAUAUUAAUAAUUUGUUAGGUCAGCUGCUUUGAUCUUGCACUAGGCUUGCUGGAAUUGAUUAUAUUUUGUCCUAACAUAGCUUCUCUAUUUGGAGAUACAUUGGUAUUGGAGCGUUUGAUUAUCAACCAUUCCAGCUAAAUUUUUCAUAACUUUUUUCCUGGUAAGAAGUUGUUAAAAAAGCUCAGGAUUAAAGAUUUAUUCCAUCAUGUCUUUCUGUCUAAGGAGUGGAGUUCAUCAGAAAGACUCAACUUUCAGUUACUGUCAAAGGGAAUUACACAAUCUCAGAAUUGUUUAGGUUGAAAGGGACCAUAGUGGUCAUCUGGUUCAACCUCCCUGCUCAAGCAGGGUCAUCCCAGAGCACAUUGCAGAGAUUCAUUUCUGCAGAACAAGUUUGAAAGGGCAAAGUGUCAUGUAUGUAAAAAUGUAAUGAGGUGUAUGUUAUAUCAUUGAUUCAGAGCAUUUUUAGCUGAAAAAAUAUGACUAUUGCAAUUUCUGAACAUCAUCAGUUAUUUCUCAUGGAAGUUAGAGAAUUGAACAAAAAUAUAAUUUGAUAAACAUUUCAUUCUUAAGCUUUGGAACAACUUGAAUUAUUGCUCCAGGUUUUGGAAGGUGUCUUCAUCUGACCCUCUAUUGAAACAGUCACUUAACUGACUUGCCAGGCUCUCAAUCUGUGCUGUAGAUAGUUUUGUAGGAUACUUUAUAUACAUCCUGAAAACUGGCAUAUCAAGUACCCAAGCAGGUGAAAUUUGGAAGCUGACAUUUAGUAGCAUCUAGUAAUCAUACUACUGAAAACUGUUAGAGGUGCUUUGAAAAAGUUCUAAGACAAUUCUAACAACUUUUGCUGUUGCCAUGAAGGUUAAGACUUUGUGUUAGGUCCAACAAAUCACUGCACUCCAGAUCCCUGCUGCCAUCAGUGAGACCCUUCCUUUAAGUGCUGCAUGAUCAGACAGUUAAUGGUUUAGAGGGACGUUUUGUGCAGACUGGAGUCUUUGAUGUGUUGCUUUACAUUUAAUGCUACCAGCAUGCUCAAGAAGGAUUAUUUUUUUGCUUGGGAAGAGAGUAAGAGGAGAGGAGACUGGACCUACUUAUUGAUUUGGAAGUCUAAUCCUUUAACCUGGUUGAGGGAGAACUACAUUCUUGGUUAAAGCUUCAUUUUAAUUAUCACAAAGUAAUUCAAGGGGAAAAUCUUGAAUGGUUUAAAAGUUAGCCUCAGCAAGAUUUUUUUUAUGACACUGUUAAGCUUAAAUUAUUCUUUCACAUUAGUGUUUAGUUCCAGUAUAACACACUAUUAGUUAUAAUAAUGUUAUAACACAUUAUUCCUCCUUAGGAAAAGGAAGCUUUAGCAGUGAAGUUUGAAUUACUUGCUUGUGAAACAGUCUUUAGUGUGUGUUAAGGAUGGUGUAGGCUAUUUGUGGUGUGCUGUGUCAGCAAUCUGCACAGGAAUGGAUGAUUUACAGGACAGAAGCUGUCAGAACAGUGGAGCUGCUCACCCUGGAGUGAGCCUCACUCAGCAGCAAUAGUUACAGAUAAGCAGGGCAAAAUCAUCUCCAACAUGAUCAGAACCUGCAGAAUUCACUGGCUUCAACUUCUACACUGCCUGCUCAUUUUGUAAAAAGGCUUCACGUAUCUCUCCUAAAUACUUACAGCCUCUAAAAAUGGCUUUCUGGUUUAUAGUUGAGAGAAAAAGAGAAGCUUUCUUAACUUUUCUAGCAGGAAGUCAUUGUACAACCAUCUGAGAUGCUUGAGAUGUACAUCACAAGUCAGUAACUCAAAGCAGGAGAAUUGUGUACUUGGAAUUAAGUCUCUAAAAAUCUGCAAAAAAAUUCCCUAUAGAAAACUGUUGAUGUUUUAUGUUCAAAUCCCAUCUCUGGUAGUGGAUCACAGCCUAGUGAUGGUAGGUGACAGAAGAUUUACAGAAAUAUGAUGACAGUGUGAAUUACCAAUGCAAGAUGGAAAUACAGAUUCUAGUAUUAAAAUAGUCAUGUUAGUUUCCUUUGAGUCAUAUGGCUCCAGCUUGUCAAAAGGAAUAUGCGUGAAAAUACAUAUUUGUAUAUCAUAUAAAAAUUCAGGUGCCAAAACGUAAUUCCCUAAAAUUACUUAGGCCUUCUGACACUAAUAUUUGUUUCUGAAAAAUCCCUUCUGUUAUUCUGGAGGUCUCAAAAGUCUGAAUGCAUUCACAACUUGGAAAAAAAUUGAACAGGCAAUUACCAGAGUUUAUCCCUGAAGUGUCACAGAUAACAAAUCUUUCAAGAGAUAUAAGACUAUCCUGAAAUCCACGAAUACUGAUGAGCUUAGCCUCUGACAUGUCACAAUGUCCCUAGGGUCAGCUUUUUCCUCCUUCCCCCCCUCCAUUUCCUCUCACCCCACCCAACCCUUAAUUUUUAACAUAGUGUUGUCAGAGUGUACAUGCUAUAAAGAGCUAUUCAGAAAUACUUAGAAAAGUUCUAAUGGCUGAGAGUUACUUGGUGCUCCCUAUUUUACAUGAAUAAUUGAAGCAGUAGGAUGACUUUUCUCAGUCUAGAGUAAAGACUUAGAAGAAACAAUUUUGCUGUUCUUGUUCCUUCAACAUGCAAAUUGAUGUUCCUAAAUUUUUGCUUAAAUACUAACUGUAAAUUUUAUUUAAGGAACUAGUCACCUUUGUAAAGAUUUUCUUUUAAGAAGGUUGGGGUUUGCUUUGCUUGGUUUCUGUUGAUGUUUUCACAUGUGUGUUAUUGAACAAACCAACUUUUUCAAAUGUUGAAGGAAACAGACCACUCUUCUGUCAUGCUCUUCAUCACUGUGGGUGUGAUACUCCAUCCAGUUGUUGCACUUGAAUAUUCUGUAACUCUGACACCUUGACAGAUUCACCGCUACUAUCUUUUGCUUGUGUUACAGUAUGUAUUUCCUAUUAAAUUCAUUGUUUUCUUGGCAAUUUGUUCUUUGUUUCCUUAUGGAUUUAGACAAUGAUAGGUGGUGAGUGUCUCUUUUGCCACAAAGUUCUAGAAGAAUCUGUCAAAGCAGCAAAUAUUUGUAAGCAAAAUGGUAAUUCAUUAGCACAGCCUUAUGAAACUGUUACAGCAGCUGAGACCUGUGCCAUGACUGUAUUUUAUCACAUAAUGAAGGCUAAAAGCACAUUGACCUGGAGGAGCAAGCUAUUGUAAGCCUCUUCUGUAUUUUAACUUUCUUUCUUGUACUUCUUCUUUCUGAAAUUGUGUAUGCAGCACUGACACUGUGAUGGUGUAUUAAUUGAUUUAAGGCACAGAAAUAGAUUGCAUUUCUUUAGCUAAGAUGCUAAAGAUUUCCUGUCCAUCUUCCCACUUGUACUCCACACACUGAGGACAAUGAAGAAAAAAAAAGGGUUUUUUUCUGAAUGAGAAACUGCAUUUGUGUGUUCAGGACACAAAAAUAACCUGAUAUGCAUAGAGCUCUUGCAGUGUAGUAAAUGUUUGCCUGUAAAAUGUGUGAAGGUUAACCUUUGUAUUGGCAAUUCUUGUCACUCAUAACAACAUUCUGCCUUUUCAUUCUAGGAUGGGGUUAACCUGUUGCAAGGGUUGAAAGGUCUGUGCCUUCUUACUAUAUUAUCUCUUACUAAAACAAACUUAAGCCGCUCAAAGUUACAGAGCAUUUGCAGCACUGUAAACUGCACAAAUUUCCAACCAUUGCUUCACUGCAUGAAGUGUAGUCAGAUUACUAGUGAUGAAAUAUUGUAGUGAUGAAUUCCCAAGCUUAUGAAUGUUUUGAGACUUUUUUUUUAGUCUUCUCUUGGGCUGGUCCUGAGAGCGUGUACAGGUUUGUCUGUAUUGUUGGUUUGUAGAUGCUAAUGAGGAAAACCAGGCUUUUGUUCUCUCCUUUCUGUUUGAAUUGUUACACUCCCAUAUAGUGCAUAGAAUGCAAAUAAAGAAAUGUUGAUUUGACAUAAUGUAAACAGCCUUUUCAGCCUAAGCAUUCAUAAUAAACUUUUAUAGUGUAAUAACAUGCUAAAUCACUACCAGUCUGAUGUAUUGUGCAAAAAAAUAAAAAGGUGUAAACAUUUUAUUAAUAAAAAGCUUUGUUUAUAAAU